AUAUCAAGUGGGUCGUUCAGCAGAAGGCAAAUCUGGCCCACAUUCUGGAAACAAACAUAGCCUGAGCUUGUCAGCGCAGAUAACAGAGAAGAAGGCAUUUCUUAGGCUAAACGCCUCAUACGUACUACUAACGCCUAGUCAGCAAGCGCAAUAAACCGCCAAAGCUUCCCUCGCUGUUCAACGGGUGAAUCACAUAUUAAAAACGGAAUUAAAAGCUCACCACGUUUCGUCUCGUUUCGUUUCAAAAAUCGAAACGGAAGCCAACGACGUCGUUCGUUUCCAGUGCGUGACUUCCAGACUUACGGAGAUCGUCGUUCGUCACUCAAAGCUCUCGUCCUUCUUCCCCUGUGCCUUUCUUUUGGGGGAAAUUUAGGGGUUAGGGUUUUUAUGCGGCUGAAAUACAAUUCAAUUGAAUUCGAUCCCAAUUGAUAAUAUUUAUUUUACAAUUGAAAUGUAAAAUUAAUUGCAGAACUGGAUUUGGGCUUAGGAAUAAUAAGUCGCAUUGUUAAUCAACUAGCGGGAUUUCUGCAACGGACCUCAUGUAUAUUGUUUGACCAAUACAAUAAUGCUUCCUUGAAACUUUUCUGCACAUGUUUAUGCUUGCGGUUUAUAUAUCAAUUGGUGUUUUGACGGUUCCCCCGGCCAUAUUACCCUCAUAAGAUAUCAAUUUUGAAUACUGGGUAAUCAGCUGUAACUUUGUAGCAGUAGUAGUUCGAGAUGUCCUCACAUUCAAAUGUGAAAUUGACCAAAGUUGGGCAUCUAGGUUACCAGAAUGUUUGUCCCUCUGAGACAAACUUGUCUGAGUACCAUGAGGGUCCUUCAAAACCUGAAGAAGAAGAUGAGGAGGAGGAGGAUGUAGAUUUUAAUCCUUUUCUGAAGGAGACCCUGUCACCCGAAGCUUCAUCAAGUUUGAGCUCCGAGGUAGAAGGUUUAGAUGGAGAUGCUGUUGAUAGUGGUGUUGUAGCUGUUAGUUCAUCAAAAGUUACAAGUGAGAUCCCAAAUUCUGAGCAAUAUUUUGAGCAUGGGGAAGAAGUAGUGAUGCAGACUACAGUUUCUUCUGAAGGUAUAUGCGGAAAGGAAUUUCAAACUAUAAAUGAGGGAAACUUCACCAAGAAAACAACCACCUUGCUCUCUCAACCAGGAAGUGAAACUAUUCAAGAACAGCAUAACAACUUAGGCAAUGGAACUGAUGUUAAUGAUGUUAUGGAAGGAGAGUUGGUUAACAAUACAGAUUCACAGAAACCUGUGAUUGAUUUGGAUACUGAGGAUGCUAUUUGUACUCGCACUCGUGCCCGUUAUUCAUUAAGAAGUUUCUCACUUGAUGAACUUGAGACUUUUCUUCAAGAAACAGAUGAUGAAGAUGACCUUCAAAAUGUUGAUGAUGAAGAAGAGUACAGGAAGUUUCUUGCUGCUGUUUUACAAGGUGGAGAGGGGGAUGGCCAUUUGACUCAAGAAAAUGAAAUUGUCGAUGAGGAUGAGGAUAAUGAUGCCGAUUUUGAGAUCGAACUUGAAGAGGCACUGGAGAGUGACCUUGAUGAAAAUACAAAGGAGAAAACUGAAGGGGACUAUGAGAAAGGAGGACGACGACCAGAGACUAGGCAGAAUAGGCGCCAAAAAACUAAUGCACAGUGCAAGAAAAAGCUUGCAACACAGACAAAGAGACCAUUGCGUCCCCUUUUGCCAAAUGUGCCAGUUUCAUCGUUCUCCACUCGGGAUAGGAAUAUGCCAGAGUCAGCUUCAAGCUGUCUAUCUUUUCCAAUACAAGAUGGUUAUGCGAAUGGAUUCACUCCGCGCCAAAUAGGCCAGCUUCAUUGUUUGAUCCAUGAGCAUGUACAGCUACUUAUUCAAAUAUUUUCUCUGUGUGUUCUUGAUUCUUCUCGGCAGCACAUUGCAUCCCAAGUUCAGAAAAUGAUUGUUGAGAUGCUUCACAAGCGCAAUGAAGUGUUAGCAUGGAAAACUGUAUCAUAUCCUACUACUUGUUUUUCUCCUCCGUACCUCUGUUCCUCAGUGCCAUAUGAUGUUCCUAAAUUUUUGUCAGGCACUUUAGAAUCUUUUCCUAGUGACACUGCAGAUGAAGUGCCUUCUCCAAAUAAUCAGACAACUGCUUCUCAAGAUAUCAACCUUUCAAGAGGAAGGUUUGAAUGUGCUUCUAAUGGUCAGGCUGGUAGUUCUCAAAACUUGGAAGGCCUCUUUUGGGUGCCCUAUAUAAGUGGUCCAGUAACAUCCAUCCUGGAUGUAGCUCCGCUUAGUAUUGUUGGAAAGUUUAUGAAUGAUGUAGAAACAGCUGUCCAUGAAAAUCGACGGCGACAAGUGGAAACUAGUUGUGAUAGUCGUUCUGAGAGGGAAGCUCUAUUUUCCCUUCCUGGUUUCCCAUUAGAAGAUCAAGCUAAUUCUGAAUUAUUGAGUAGAACCAGCACCCCGUGUAUCAACGCAGUGUCAUCUUCUCCCAGUCAACAACCACGCAAGAAGACUCUGGCUGCGUCUCUUGUUGAAAGUACCAAGAAGCAGUCAGUUGCUUUAGUUCCUAAAGACAUUGCAAAGUUAUCUGAGAGAUUUUUACCUUUGUUUAAUCCGACAUUAUUUCCGCAUAAACCACCUCCUGCAGCCGUAUCAAAUCGGGUGCUUUUCACCGAUUCAGAGGAUGAAUUGUUAGCACUUGGAAUGAUGGACCAUAAUACAGAUUGGAAAGCAAUUCAACAACGAUUGCUUCCUUGCAAAACUAAGCAUCAGAUUUUUGUCAGGCAGAAAAAUCGUUGCUCAUCCAAAGCACCAGACAAUCCCAUAAAGGCAGUUAGAAGGAUGAAAACCUCUCCACUCACAGCAGAAGAGGUAGCUUGUAUUCAGGAGGGACUUAAGGUAUACAAGUAUGACUGGAUGUCUGUAUGGCAAUUCAUUGUCCCACAUAGAGAUCCAUCCUUAUUGCCUCGACAGUGGCGCGUGGCUCUUGGAACUCAGAAAUCAUAUAAGCUUGAUGCAGAAAAAAAGGAGAAACGAAGACUAUAUGAAUUCAAUAAAAGAAAGUGCAAAUCUGCAGCAUCAGCAAUAACAAUUUGGCAAAAUAAAGAGGAUUCUCAGGUUGAAAAUUCUGGUGGAGACAAUAACAACACAGAUGGUUGUGUAGAUAAUGGGGGCAAAACUUAUGUUCAUGAGGCCUUUUUGGCAGACUGGAGACCAAGUGAUUACGGUGGACAAUCUUGCUCAGAUAUUGCAAGAAAUCCUCAUAGUGGCAUGCAAUCACAGGAGGCUGUUCAGGAACAGCUACAUAAUCAUUGUGGGGCGGCUCCUCAACCUCUGGCAGGUAACAUGCAGCUCAUUCCAUCUAUGUAUCAGCAUCCCUCAUUUCAUUUUGCUGAUGUUAGACAUUCAGAAGCCAGUACCACUGAGGCAAACAGUUCAGCUUCUAAUAUGACUUUAAACACAUUGAAAUCUCAAUCCUAUUUUCGGCCAUAUCGAGCUCGAAGAUCUAAUGGUACACACUUGGUCAAAUUAGCACCAGACUUGCCCCCGGUUAAUCUUCCACCAUCUGUUCGCGUUGUGUCUCAAUCAUCCUUUAGAGGUUCUCUGCAUGGUUCAUCUUUAUCGGUUUCUGCUGCUGGGAGUGGUACAUGUGACGUUGAAAGAGAUAAUUUGGUGUCUCAACUUCCAAAUGCUAGAAGGUUGGGGAUCCUUAAUCUCCCAAAGGUUGGAGGGAAUAAAAUUAAUGCUCCGAGUGAUCAUCAUACAAGUUUGCAGACAGACGAAGCCAGAAUAAAUAAGGAUAAAUGUGUAGAUUAUGAAAGAAGUACUGAUUCUGAUCUGCAGAUGCAUCCUUUACUAUUCCAGGCCCAAGAGAAUGGACAUCUACCCUAUUACCCAUUGAAUUGCAGCACUGGUAAUUCAAGUUCUUUCAGUUUCUUUCCAGGGAAUCAGCCACAACUAAAUCUAAGUCUUUUACAUAAUCCUCACCAAGAAAAUCAUGUUGGUAGUUUUACUAGAUUAUUGAAAUCUAAGGAAUCCACCUCUUCAGUACGGAACAUUGAUUUCCAUCCUCUUUUGCAAAGAACUGAUUAUCUUCAUAGCGACUUAAUUAGUUCAGGAGGAAAAUAUAUGCAACUUCAGCAUCCUCUUGAUGCUGUUCAAAUUGAGUCUGUGAAUAUCGAUGCACUUGCAACAGGCAGAUCACUUGAGAAAGCCAAUGAGCUUGACUUGGAGAUUCACCUAAGCUCCACAUCUAGAAAGGAGGGCUCGUGGGGUAGAGGUGCAACGACACAUAAUCUAGCCAAAUCAACUACUAACGCACAAGAUUCUAGAUUUACAAUGAAAAAUCAAAAUAGCAACAAAUCAUUAUAUCAGCAUACUGAAAAUUCUUCCUCACAUAGUAGCCAGCCUGUUGUAUGCUCAUCUGAUGUACCAAGUAAUACCAUCGAAGAAUAUGUGGAUGACAUGGGUGACCAGUCGCAUCCGGAGAUUGUGAUGGAACAGGAGGAGUUGAGUGACUCUGAUGAAGAAUAUGAUGAGAAUGUUGAAUUUGAGUGUGAGGAGAUGACCGACUCUGAAGGAGAUGAGGGAUUAGGCUGUGAAGAAACUACUGAAAUACAGAAUGAGGAGGGACCUGGUCUUGCUACAGAAAAUGCUACCACAGCAAAUUUUGAUGAAAGGAAUUGUGAACCCAUAUCCAACUUUCAUUCCCAAAGCAAUCUUCAAAUUCCAGGAAAGAACAUUCCCUCAUUAGAGUUAGGUUUGACAAGUGAGGGGAAUGAUGAUAAUAGUAGGUCCUCGUGGUUAAGUUUAGAUCCAGGUGCGCCACAUUGUCCAGGAGACGAAAUUGAGAACAGGCAUGAAAGUACUGAAAUCAGGGGAAGUCCUGCUACCAAAAGUGUGGCUUCAUCUCGUCCCAGCAGAUCUUGCAGGAAGAGGAAUCCAAGCUUGAAAGAAGAUAUGGAGCACAGAUCAAAUAUCGACGGGAAGCAACAACUGAGUUUAGCCUCUCUUCGAAUUCCCAUAUUGAGGAAACCUGGGAAACGUGCACGCAGAACUAACUCAAGUUUGAACAUAGAAUUGAAUGUACAAAACACUAACUGUGAUGGUGAAGAUAAAGUUUCAUAGUUUCUGAUUUGUCUAUACCACCAUGUUCUUUGGUCAAGAAAGAAAAAAGUAGAGAAAAAAAAAGAAAGGUAUUUUUUGUUA
Humulus lupulus (European hop) is the source of this 5166-nucleotide messenger RNA. RefSeq lists its product as uncharacterized. Gene Ontology annotation, cellular component: nucleus. Gene Ontology annotation, biological process: regulation of DNA-templated transcription. NCBI's taxonomy places the organism in Eukaryota, Viridiplantae, Streptophyta, Magnoliopsida, Rosales, Cannabaceae. Gene Ontology annotation, molecular function: transcription coregulator activity. Bases 718 to 5085 code for a protein of 1455 amino acids. The record is from RefSeq and is a predicted model, not a curated record. The transcript has 9 exons.